Dothidotthia symphoricarpi CBS 119687 is the source of this 1413-nucleotide messenger RNA. RefSeq names its product SET domain-containing protein RMS1. The transcript is spliced from 4 exons. Gene Ontology annotation, cellular component: nucleus. The record is from RefSeq and is a predicted model, not a curated record. Gene Ontology annotation, molecular function: protein-lysine N-methyltransferase activity; protein binding. Gene Ontology annotation, biological process: peptidyl-lysine monomethylation. The coding region runs from base 1 to 1413 and encodes 470 amino acids. Lineage: Eukaryota; Fungi; Ascomycota; Dothideomycetes; Pleosporales; Dothidotthiaceae.
AUGGAUGAGUUUCAGGCCGCCACAGAUCGUUUCCUCACAUGGUUCAAAUCUGUGGGGGGUGAAUUUCGAGACGAUUUGCUCGAGAUCAGAGACCUGAGAUCUCAGAAUGCUGGCAGAGGCAUUGUCGCCAUCAAAGAUAUUCCACAGGACUGUACUCUGUUCAAAAUUCCCAGAAGUGUCAUCAUUAACGUACAGACGUCAGAGCUUGCCAAAAAGCUACCUGAUGUCUUCAACGAAGAGAUAAACGACGAGGACGAGGACAGCCAGCCGUUAGAUUCAUGGGGUUCACUAAUUCUAGUCAUGCUAUAUGAGCACCUCCAAGGCGAAGCAUCGCGCUGGAAACCAUACUUCGACGUUCUUCCUACAACGUUUGAUACGCCUAUAUUCUGGUCUGAGUCCGAUCUGAAAGAACUGGAGGGUACUUGUUUGACAACCGAGAAAAUUGGCAAGCAUGAAAGCGAUCACAUGCUUCGCUCUCGCAUCCUUCCAGUUGUUUUACAAAAUCCUUCCGUGUUUUUCCCCAAAGGCGCACCUCUUCUCAGCGAAGAUGAGCUGUUAUCUCUUGCACAUCAUAUAGGUAGCACGAUAAUGGCAUAUGCUUUCGACCUCGAGAAUGAACUAGAGGAGUCUGACGACGAGGGUGAGGACGGCUGGGUAGAAGACCGAGAUGGUAAGACAAUGCUUGGUAUGGUGCCGAUGGCAGAUAUGCUCAAUGCCAAUGCUGAUUUCAACGCUCACGUCAAUCAUGGUGAAAAUCUCGAGGUCACAGCUCUUCGUGCUGAUCUGAAACCUGGUGCGGAGAUUCUGAAUUACUACGGGCCGCUGCCUUCGUCAGAGUUGCUCAGACGCUAUGGCUAUGUGACACCCGAACAUCAGAGGUAUGACAUAGUGGAGAUUCAUUGGGAUCUUGUUCAGUCGACGAUAAGUCGUCUUCUGAGCCUGUCCGUGGACACACUCGACGCAAUUGAAGAACAGCAGAGUGAAGACGAGGAAGAAUGCUACCAUCUGAUAGAGCGCGACUCGGGCGAGCCGGACGAAGAAGGACGCUUGACGAAGCCAGCCAAGUUGCGCGAAGUUUGUCCUGAUUUGGAGGAUCGACUAAAACAAUUCCUCAAAGCCCUCAAGACAUCGAAUCCGAAGUUGAUCCCUGAUAAACGGAAGCGUGACGAACUUCAGAACACAGUACUCAGAGAAGCUCUAAUGGCCAAGCUGGCACAGUAUCCCACAUCAACAAAAGAAGAUAAGGCGUUGUUAAAAAGCGAUGGUUUAUCCAAAAGACAUCGCAUGGCUAUCGAAGUAAGACUUGGAGAGAAACAACUGCUAGAAGAGGCUGUAAGUCUCGUGCAGGAAACUAAUAUGCCUCAGCCUAUAGAGGGUGCAGAAAGAGCUGCGAAAAAGACAAAACGCGGGUGA